Emys orbicularis (European pond turtle) is the source of this 1102-nucleotide messenger RNA. RefSeq names its product ribosomal protein L23a (gene RPL23A). Lineage: Eukaryota; Metazoa; Chordata; Testudines; Emydidae. The transcript has 5 exons. The record is from RefSeq and is a predicted model, not a curated record. Bases 76 to 543 code for a protein of 155 amino acids. Gene Ontology annotation, cellular component: cytosolic large ribosomal subunit; ribosome. Gene Ontology annotation, molecular function: rRNA binding; structural constituent of ribosome. Gene Ontology annotation, biological process: translation; ribosomal large subunit assembly.
UACUCUCGUGAGAGUUGGCCCUAUAAGCCCGUGUGAGGCGGCCGAGCAGGCCCUUUUCGCUUCCCUUUUCCCAAGAUGGCGCCGAAGGCGAAGAAGGAGGCUGUCCCCGCUAAGACAGAGGCAAAAUCCAAGGCUCUGAAGGCUAAAAAGGCCGUUUUGAAAGGAGUCCACAGUCACAAGAAGAAGAAAAUCAGGACAUCUCCCACCUUCAGGAGGCCCAAAACUUUACGAUUACGGAGACAGCCCAAAUAUCCUAGGAAGAGUGCUCCUCGGAGGAACAAGCUUGACCACUAUGCCAUCAUCAAGUUCCCUCUGACCACAGAGUCAGCCAUGAAGAAGAUAGAGGAUAACAACACCCUGGUCUUCAUUGUAGAUGUCAAGGCCAACAAACAUCAGAUCAAGCAGGCUGUCAAGAAACUGUAUGAUAUUGAUGUGGCCAAGGUCAACACAUUGAUCCGGCCUGAUGGUGAGAAGAAGGCUUAUGUCCGUCUUGCUCCAGACUAUGAUGCAUUGGAUGUAGCCAACAAGAUUGGAAUAAUCUAAAGUGCAUCCACCAAGAGCUGGGCAGAUGAGAUAAUAAACUUUGUAAAACCACUUGUGGGCUCUUGUGUUCUGUAACGGAGGGCUCUCUGGGAGACUUUUGGAGCACUUUGCACAAUUUCAGUGGCUUGAAGCAUACAUAAAGACUGUAUGGGGCAAUAGCUCAGUUUCAUGCAACAUUACGGAAGUGGAAGACUAUAAAUGCCAUUUCCGAGGUGGGACUGUAACGCUAUCCCAAACACCUGCAGCAUGGCAGGCUUCCCAGGAGCGAGUCUACAGGAAUUUGGUGGUGGUGAAGCACAGGAAGAGGUACAGGGACAUCUCCACCCCAGCUCAUUAUUCUCCUUGCACAAGACUUAAAUCUCUGUCUGUUCUGUUCAACACGCGGCUCUUGUCUUACCCCUGGCUACUCUUGCAACACAUUGAUGCUGCUUUAAUUACAUGGAGUGUAAAUACCAAUGGCUUCUGAUGCUGCUGUUCCCACUUUACCCCUAGGCUCAGUCAGACCCUGUUCAAAGUGCUCUGUGCAGCACGUUUCACAGAGAAUAAAAAGUUCUUCAUG